CAACCUCGACCACUCGGCGGACGGAGAACUCAGAGAAUACAAUAAUCGUGAGAUGAUGAGUUCGGGAUCACUCGACUGCCUCAAAAUGUGCGCGAUCAUGGUAUAACUUCGCAAAGUACGUUUUUCGGGUUUAUGGAUCAUGCUGCAGGCCCUCGCCUGCGCUGUGGGCAUUGCUCUCGCAUUUCUAGUCGUGAUCUACGUAGGAAUCGACGGACGGCAACGCAACGAGCCCUCGGUCGCAAAACUCCGAUGCGUGCGAGUGCUUCUAUUGAGUCUCAUCACUCCUGUGUUCGUGUACUUCGUUCACGACGCUUCCUUCUAUUCGGUCUCGUUCCGGGAGCUCCUCGGGAUCCGUGCCGAUGGCUUGUUGCCAGCGAGCGUAUUGCCUCUGGCCCUCACGAUGCUGUUCUACCUCGCCCCCAUCGUCACUCAUUUCGUUCUCGACCGCUAUUACACGCUGCUGAUUGAGCCCCACUUCUGGAAAGAGAGCUUGACGGACCCCCUCUGGGUUCGGGACCACAUCUGUGCUCCAUUCGUCGAAGAAGUCUGCUUCCGAGCGUGUCUAUUGCCUCUACUCUAUCCGCAUUUCGGUGGAUUGGGCUCAGCGAUAGUAGGCCCGGUGCUGUUCGGAUUAUGUCAUUUGCACCACGUUGUCGAACGCGUUCCGCGUUUCGGCCUCCUGAACGCUGUGAAAGUGACAGCGUCCCAGUUACUUGUUACGACAUUGUUCGGUAUCUACACAUCGUUCCUGUUUUUGAGGACUGGUCAUAUACUGCCGUGCAUUCUCGUUCACGCUUUCUGUAACUAUAUGGGUGUGCCACAACUGCCGGCGGCCGAGAGAUCCUGGCUGUGGCUGCUCUACGCGUUCGGAAUCGCCGGUUGGUGUUUCCUACUGAGGCCACUCACUGAUCCAGACCUCUACUCGAACUCGAUAUUUAUUAAUUGAGAGUGCCCGAACCGUCUACCAGCAGAGGGAAGAUGAGUUCGUUAAUCAAUUUGAGCUUGCUGCCGAGUGUAUAUUUCAAUGUGUGAGAGCCCGAGUAAUUUAUUAUUGUUGUUGUAUGGAAGAUCGAGUGAUCGCUCAUGGCAAUCCAUGGUAGUCCAAGAAGAGAGAU
This is a messenger RNA of Galendromus occidentalis (western predatory mite), 1115 nucleotides long. It is a transcript of the gene Sras, whose product is annotated as Ras converting CAAX endopeptidase Sras. The transcript is spliced from 2 exons. The coding region runs from base 140 to 946 and encodes 268 amino acids. Gene Ontology annotation, cellular component: endoplasmic reticulum membrane. The record is from RefSeq and is a predicted model, not a curated record. Gene Ontology annotation, molecular function: metalloendopeptidase activity. NCBI's taxonomy places the organism in Eukaryota, Metazoa, Arthropoda, Arachnida, Mesostigmata, Phytoseiidae. Gene Ontology annotation, biological process: CAAX-box protein processing.